UUGCAACAAGUGUUUUCAGAAAGCUGGGAGGCUAUAUAUCGUUCUCCUGAAACUUUAAGGACACUCCUUGGAGAAGAGCGGAGAGGCCAGACUUUUACGCACGGCGCGUCUUUGGAUACACGCACCCCAGGGAUCCACUCCACAGAACGGGACUUGGGCAUUCGUGAGAUUUGUGAUCGCAGACAUCGGACAGCAUGGAUGGAUCCAACCGAACUAUGGACCCGAGCUGCAGGCAGCAACCCCCCCUCGCCAUAGAUAUCAUAGUCAAGUUGGACGUCUUUGGUAUCAUCCUGUACUCGCUGCUCACCUUUAUGGCAGCAGUGUCCAUGCUGGUCUUCAUAGAGGAGUGUAUCUACAUCUAUAAGAAAGUUCCAGCCAAUAAGAAGAGUAUAAUCAUCUGGGUGAAUGGAGCAGCACCGGUGAUUGCCACCAUGUCGUGCUUGGGGAUGUGGAUCCCCAGAGCCACUAUGAUCACUGAUAUGACCUCAGCCUGCUACUUUGCCGUUGUGGUAUUUAAGUUCCUCAUCAUGAUGCUGGAGGAGGUGGGCGGCGAUGAGGCCUUCCUAAAGCGAGCGGGGAAACAUAAACUGAAGAUCAGUACAGGGCCGUGCUGCUGCUGCUGCCUUUGCCUGCCGCAUGUGGCCAUCACACGGCGGACGCUCUUUCUGCUCAAACUUGGCUCCUACCAAUUUGCUCUCAUGAAAUUGGUCUUCACCAUCCUUUCUCUUGUCCUCUGGACCAAUGGGACGUUUGACCUAUCUGAUCUGUCUAUUACUGGAGCUGCUAUAUGGAUCAACCCAUUUGUGGGUAUUUUGACGAUCAUAGCUCUGUGGCCUGUUGCCAUCAUGUUCAUGCACCUGAGGACGGUCCUGCGGACAAUUAAGAUUAUUCCCAAGUACGCCAUUUACCAGUUGGUGCUGAUCCUGAGUCAGCUGCAGACGGCUAUCAUCAAUAUUUUGGCAUUGAACGGAACCAUUGCUUGUGCCCCCCCCUUCUCUGCUGCAGCUCGAGGAUACAUGAUGAGUCAGCAGCUGUUGAUCCUGGAGAUGUUCAUCAUCACGCUGGUAGCGCGUCUGCUGUAUCGGCGAGAGUAUGAUCCUUUACCUCAAGAAGUGGAUGACAAUGAAAACAGCAAGAUGAUUGUGGUGGCCCAGUCUGCAUGAGUUUGAUAUGCGUAUAUGUGUGUGUGUGUGUGUGUGUGUGUACUUGUAUAUUUUUUUAUUUUCCCACGUAAAUUCAAGAAAGAGAAUCUACCACUGCUUUCAGCUGCUCCCGGGUACCAUAGCAAAUCACCAGCUUCCAUUUGACCCUGUCUCCUGCAUCUUCUACCUACAUGUUCUCCUUCACUACAUCCAUUAAUCUCCUUUGUUCUUCCUCUUUGCGUGGUAGCUGCAUCGUCAUCCUCCUCCUACCAAUAUACACUCUCCUCUUCAACUCCGAUCCAACCUCCUCAUUGCGCUGAACAGUUGACCCAAAUACUUCACCGUCAGCCUCAUCGUUUUACCUCCCUCUCUUUCAUUCACACUCAUGUAUUGUGUUUUGCUGCAGCUGAAUGUCAUUCCCUGUCAGUGGUUCCAGUUUUAGUUUUAGGAGUUCUGGGUUCUGGUGCCAGUCCCAAGCUUGGAUAAAUGAGGAGGGUCACAUCAUGAACUGAAAACUGCUGCCAAAUUUAUCAUGCAAAUCACGAACGAGGAGGAGAAUACUGUAUAUAAUUGAAUAUAAAUAAAUAUAUGUAUUAUAAUUAAAUUCAUGUUGUUUAUGCUUAUUCACCUGCUUUUUUUGACAUGACAUCUGGAGGGAUCAGGCAAAAAUAACACUUAUGCAUUACAUUAAAACAUUCCUAUUGAUCCAAAAGGCUUAUUGGGCAGGUAAUUUAACCCAUAACAUUAUUACUACUGGCUGAGGGAAGACAGAUAGGUUUAGAUUCAGAGUUUAGAUAGGUGUGUCAAACAUUUAAGCAGUUGCUGAUCCCAGGAGAACUGAUGUAAAACAAGAGUUUCUUUUAAAAUAAAGUAACCAUUUAUUCUGUUUUAAUUUAUUAUUGGAAAUGACAAUAUACGCAAUAUAAAUCUUACUUCAGGAAAUGUCUUGCCAUAUUUGUGUCCAGCUCAUAGACAGCAUGUAAAGGUCUUUCCAGUUUUUGGUCCAGCUGUGAUCUAAAUAAAUAAAUGGUGUUUGAAUGGUGU
This is a messenger RNA of Sphaeramia orbicularis (orbiculate cardinalfish), 2186 nucleotides long. RefSeq names its product solute carrier family 51 member A (gene slc51a). The transcript has 8 exons. The coding region runs from base 195 to 1163 and encodes 322 amino acids. NCBI's taxonomy places the organism in Eukaryota, Metazoa, Chordata, Actinopteri, Kurtiformes, Apogonidae. The record is from RefSeq and is a predicted model, not a curated record.